Gavia stellata (red-throated loon) is the source of this 494-nucleotide messenger RNA. It is a transcript of the gene ACBD7, whose product is annotated as acyl-CoA binding domain containing 7. The transcript is spliced from 4 exons. Gene Ontology annotation, molecular function: fatty-acyl-CoA binding. The record is from RefSeq and is a predicted model, not a curated record. Bases 213 to 479 code for a protein of 88 amino acids. Gene Ontology annotation, biological process: fatty acid metabolic process. NCBI's taxonomy places the organism in Eukaryota, Metazoa, Chordata, Aves, Gaviiformes, Gaviidae.
GUCCCGAGAGGUGCAGUGGGAGUGAGCCCCCAGGUCCUGCCCCAGCGUGGCUUUGCUGCGGCAGGCGAGCUGAGGUCACUCGUAGCCAGCCCAACGCCCUCCGUGGAGCACAGCCCCUGUCACUGCACUCGCGCCACACAGCCGAGAGGCAGAAGCACUGCGUCCCCGCUGGAGAAGGAGCAAGGCCAUUCCCUGGGCAUCCUCGCAGCAUCAUGACUCUCCAGGCUGACUUUGAUGGUGCUGCAGAAGAUGUAAAAAAAUUAAAAACAAGACCAACUGAUGACGAACUGAAGGAACUAUAUGGAUUCUACAAACAGGCUACUGUUGGAGAUAUUAAUAUUGAAUGUCCAGGAAUGCUAGAUUUGAAAGGCAAAGCCAAAUGGGAGGCAUGGAACCUGAAAAAAGGUUUAUCGAAGGAGGACGCCAUGAAUGCCUAUAUCUCUAAAGCAAAAGCAAUGGUAGAAAAAUAUGGGAUCUAGAAUACUCAAAAUAAU